Messenger RNA from Porites evermanni, 3358 nucleotides. The record is from the annotation of a GenBank genome assembly. Lineage: Eukaryota; Metazoa; Cnidaria; Anthozoa; Scleractinia; Poritidae.
AUGGCUGCAAAUGUCGCCCGCUUCCACUACAAAUCUCCUGUCUUGGAAUUCCAGUACCGUAGAGGCACGGUUCUUCCUUGUCAUAUGACUGAGAAAAUGGUCUACGACGCAUUGUGUGAAUCUGUUGAAAGUUUCAAAGAAAUUAAACUGGUUGACUACACAUGCGCAGGAAGUCUGCUAUUUAAUGGCAUCUCCUCGGAGACUGGAACCAAGAAAGGACCAGAGCAGGCUCCUUUCAAUAUCGUCUUCGUAGAGCUGAGCGGUUUCUUGACAAAAGAAGAAACGUGUUUACUCCAAGAAAAGGUAUAGUUAGCUGUACAGAUUCGAGUGGAUGGCUUUAGCGAGUAGGCUAUCGUGUUAGAGUUUUGUGCCGGAAGUUGCGUUGGCUUUUAGAAGUUCGCUCGUCUCGCUGCUAAGCCGCCCCCUCGCGCCCUCACUAGGGUUUGAUAGAUUGUCGUAGCAUAAUUUUGGCAUAAUUCGUCAUUACGAACAUAAUUUUCAUGUAGUUCCCGAAAAAGGCACUGCCAGCAUAAUUUGCACUUUUGGCUAGUUUUGCAGCACAAAAUUGUCAUUUAUUGAUCAUGCAACCAUUUUUUUUUUCACCCAAGAUAUUUGUUACGGGCAAAUUUAAGAAGUAUUUUUUUUUUCUGUUUAUUGUCGCAUUCACAGGACUACGUAAGGACUACGGUCCCACAGGACUGAACGCAUGCGCGUAACUGACUUGCUCGCCUACCCAUAACAAGAUGGCGUCCUUGUGCUGUUUUUUUGCGAGAGUUCUUAUAGCUUUCAGAGAAUGAAUAAUGGACUCUUAAAGAUUCUAGCUGUAAGUAGGGUAAAUGCGUUUGCUAUUUACUUGACUUUUGCAUAGCCAUUAAGGUAUUUUAACCAAAUUUGAAGUAAAAUACAUAUUUUGCUAAAAUGAGCAUAAUUUACAAAAACUCGCAUAAUAAUUGGCAUAAUUUUAGAAAUAUACGAGCACUGCUAGUGGCAUAUUAUGCUACUUUUUCGAGCAGAUUCUAUCAAAGCCCACUUUCGUGUUAGAGUUUUGAGCCGCAAGUUACGUUGGCUUUCACAAGUCCGCACGUCUCGCUGCUACGCUGCUCCCUUGCGCCCCCACCCUCCCCUAUGGAGUGUUUUCACUCACGUGGCCAGCAUCUAUGCAAAUUUAUUGGAACAAAAGAAAGCGUUUGCAUGGGAAAAGAGUUGAACUCCCAGAGGACUGGUUUGGGACACAAACAUGGCCGCCGUUUCAUUGUUUUGGGACACCAACAUGGCCGCCGUGACGUCAUGUGAAAACACUCUGUACUGUAGAGCUUAGCUGAGUGGCUGUGUUCUUGCGUACUCGUGGUCAAAGAAAAUAACUUCAUAGAGUACAAUGACGGGCACGGAUAUAACGCUUCUUGGACAAAAACAAAACAAAAUGAUUAAAGAACAGCAAAUACAGUAGAAUCCCGAUAACUCGAAUUCCCCGCUAACUGGAACUAAGUCGGAUUUUCCUUGGAUUUUACACCACGUUUCAGUCAUUUUUACUCGGUUAACUCGAAUUCCUCGUUAACUUGAACUAAAUUUCCUUUCCCUUGAUCAAAACUUCACUGAAAUUUACCCCGUAACUCGAAUUCUGGUUCUUGUAAUUCCACUCGGAUGCCAUCCGAUUGGCUCGUCUUAUUGUAUUAGGGUAAAAACACUAAAACUAACACUCGUCAACACUACAGCAAUCUGAUUUUAAUUGGUGCAACAAACAGAUAACGUUUUCUCAUAAAAAAAUUUCUUAUCAUGUUACCGUUUCUUAUGAAAUAACUUAAAUUAACACUGCACUAUAUGAAGUGCUGAAAGAUCGGUAACUUUCAAUUAGUUUUAACAUGGCAAAUUGAAUUUUUCAAUCGACCUCAAUAACUCGAAAUCCUCGCUAUAAACUCGAACUGUUUUUCGUAUCCCUUCAGAGUUCGAAUUACCGGGGUUCUACUGUAGUUCAUUCUAAAAAUAAAAAUGAUCAGUGUUUAAUCCUGAGUCUGUUUUUUAGUGUAAAAAAUGAUACUUUUCUACCCUAGAUUUUCAGCACACUUGUAUCAUGAUUCUGUCCAGUCUAGUAAAUCGUUUAAAAUCUCUUUUGCACAUGAAAUUACCGAACUUUAUCCGUUAGUAAUAUUCUUAACAGUUUCAAUGAAAUAAGAAAAGCACUGAGUCAUGAAAGCGAGUCUUCCGGAAUUGAUAUUGCGCAUAGUUUCUAAAAAUAACUUUUUUGUGAUUAAGAUAUCACAGCCAACACCCUUAGACUCCCUCUCUGGCCUAAAAUGAUCUCUUGGGUAAUCGCUAUGUUUAGACGAAUGCCAUCCAUGGCCAUAAAGCGGACGUGGAGGUGAAACUUCUAAUUCAUGACCUGGCACUUGUCACUAACGAGAGUAUAACGCAUGUCAACCAGUAGACGUUUUGCUUUCCUUUAGACCAUACGUCCGGUUGAUAUGUGUCGCUCCAAUCGCCCUUGCUUGAGCUUUUUACUAUACAUCAAGACAGGCACAUCAGAACUGAUUCGUACGAGCAAGAUACCGGUUACGGCCGUUGGUUCUGGUGUUAGUUGUUACUGGUUAAGCCGCGGCAAGAGAUUUCUCAGCUAAUUUCAACUUCUUUCGAAACUCUUAAAAAAAACGCUUUUAAAAAAGGACGUUUAUUUAGUUUUACUAAAUUCAAGCCGUAUUCCUACCGUAGCCUGUGUGUAGCAAGCGUUCCCAAUCGAGUUAUUGCCGAAAGUUGGAUCGAAAGGAAAAAAUGUUUGCUUUCGUCCCAACUUUCUCGACGAACUUGCAUGGAAGGCGCUUGAACAAAGGCUAUCACUACCGAGACAACUGUUCAAAACAAAACCAAUAGGAUUUCGUCCUACGGUUCUCAAUACUUGGGAACGCGUAAAAAGUAUGCAAAGUCUUUUUUUUUUUUUUUUUUUUCACUUUUCUUUUGUUUUUUGUUUUUUUCUACCGUUUCUUCUUUCCUUUCCCCAUUUUUUCAAAAUUUGUCUUCACUCUUCUUUUAGCCCUUUUUACGUGCAAAAAGCAAAUUUCUGACCACCAACUUUUAUUUUAAUUUCUCUCUGAAUGUUUCUCUAUUCAAUUUGUAGAACACUGUCAUUUGCGCACGUUUUCAUAUAUUUAUUCCCCUUGGUUUUCAGCUUGAAGAGGCUCUUUGCAACCACAACAGUUCUUACCGCGAUUUUCGAAAGAAUGGUGAAGAGUCGCCUGUUUUCCUGUACCGAGUGAAACAAGGGACCUUCGAUCUCCUGAUGAAGCAUCUCAUGGAAGCCAACCCUAUGACGUCACCAGUUCAGUUCAAAAUCCCACGGUUGAUAAAAACCAAGGCCGCAGGAAAAUUA